Gadus morhua (Atlantic cod) is the source of this 2695-nucleotide messenger RNA. RefSeq names its product zinc finger BED domain-containing protein 1-like. Gene Ontology annotation, molecular function: protein dimerization activity; DNA binding. Bases 287 to 2188 code for a protein of 633 amino acids. The transcript has 3 exons. The record is from RefSeq and is a predicted model, not a curated record. NCBI's taxonomy places the organism in Eukaryota, Metazoa, Chordata, Actinopteri, Gadiformes, Gadidae.
GAUGGGAAGAUUCACCGGUUCGCACCGAUGCAUCGUCAUAAAAGCUCACGAUGCGAUGGCCCGGAUCAAAAAUGGGUGCAUCGGAUACAAUGUGGGAUGAACCGCGAUGCAUCGUACCUAAAAAAUUUUGCAUCGGUAUAAUCCGGUACAAUUGUAUAUUUCUAGAUUCCCCCUCUCUAACUGUUUCCUAAACGCGCUCUCAUCUCCACUGCUGUCAGUGGCAGAUUUUCGUGAAGUGUCGCGGCCAAGUAUCGCGCGAGUUGAAGGAGUGUUCGGGAGAGUUACAAUGGCUGACGAGGAGUUAUACGUCCCUAAAGCUUGCAAUAAGUCCAAGGUUUGGCAAAACUUUGGCUUUGCAAAGAAAGAUGGAAAAUUGGAUAAGACCCAUGCAAUAUGCAAAAUAUGUCGUGCUGCCAUAAAGUACACAGGCAGCACGACUAAUUUAGGUACUCACCUGAAGAGGCGACAUGGUGAGACGUCUGCCUCAUCCUCCGAUUCAUCUAUGGCUACAGUGGCUGCCUCAACAAGUACACCUGCGCAAAGUAUUUCCACCUUUUUUCAUGCCCCGCUGGCUACCAACUCAGCUCGAUCAAAGGCAAUAACCGAAGCCAUUGCCUUCUUUAUUUGCAAAGAUAUUCAGCCUUACAGUGUUGUUGAAAACGAGGGCUUCCAAUACCUCCUACACAUUCUGGAGCCGAGGUACCACAUCCCGAAUAGGAAGCUUUUCACGGAUAAAGAAAUCCCUCUUCUGUAUGAAAAAGUGAGGCAUGAAAUAGCUAAAUCGUUGAGCAAUGCCAAAAGAGUUGCUAUUACAGUUGAUGGUUGGACGUCUCGCGCCACUGACUCCUAUGUCACCGUAACGGCACAUUACAUCGACGAAGAGUGGGUUUUACAAAACCACGUCCUUCAAACCAGACCGUUCAACGAGGCUCACACAGGGAAUAAUCUGGGACUUUUACUGAAGGACGUUUGUUGCACAUGGAACAUCGCAGACAAGAACCCAGCGUUGGUCACGGACAACGCAAAAAAUAUGUUACUGGCUGGAGUUCGUGCAGAGAUAAACCCCCAUGUGCGAUGCAUCGCGCACACGCUCAAUCUGGCCUCACAAAAAUCCCUGAAGGUGGACAGGGUGUCAGAGCUUCUGGUGAAAGUGAGGAAGAUUACAACUUUUUUUCACAGAAGCCCACAAGCAACUGAGGUUCUACGUGAAAUGCAGGCCCAGUUACACAUGCCAAAUCACAAGCUCAUCCAUGAUGUUCCCACAAGAUGGAACAGUUCACUUGACAUGUUGGAGCGUUUUUGGGAGCAGCAGCCUGCUGUGUUGAACACUCUUCUGUCAAGGAAGAUAAAGAGGGGAGAAGGAUUAGCCAGCCUGACAGAGGAAGACAUGACACUGAUCCCAGAGGUCAUCAAAUUGAUGUCCCCUCUGAAAGUGGCAACAACACUCCUCAGUGAGGAAAAACACCCCACUAUCUCAAUGAUCUCCCCAAUACAGGCCAAACUUCAGAAGCAUUUCCAGCCAGAUGAGAGCGAUCUGCUGGAAAUUUCUGUGAUGAAGGAGCGAUUCCGACAGGAUUUUGAUGGUCGCUACACGUAUCUCCAAGACCUCCUCUACUAUGCUGCAGUGCUCGAUCCACGGUUCAAAGACCUGGCUUUCUUGGAAGACCACGGCACCAAGGACAUGGUAUUCACGAAGCUAACAGCAGAGGUGGUGAUGAUGGAGGAAGAGGCAAGUGACAGUGGCACACUCAAUGAGGGCCAGGCAGGUGACAGUGGCACACUGACUGAGGGCCAGGCAGAGGUUGACAGAAGCCCAGAGGAAGAGAGAGAUGAUGUCCCCCCCAAGAAGACAGCCUUGAACCAGAUGUUUGGGGAUUUCCUCACUGCGAGAGCACCAAUGAAGACCACAAGGGAGAGGGCUAGGGCAGAAAUCUUAAAGUACAGAGAGAGGGAUUCUUUAGCUUUGAGUGGUGAUGUGUUGCAGUGGUGGAAAAAACAAGUGGAUCUUCCACUGCUUUCAGCCUUGGCAAAGAGCUACCUGUGCAUCCCAGCAACGAGUGUACCCUCUGAAAGAGUGUUUAGCACGGCUGGGGACAUAGUUACAGCAAAGCGCAGUUUGCUUCAUCCUGAUCAUGUGGAUCAACUCAUAUUCCUUAAGAAAAACCUGAAAAUAGGACAAAUUAGUUAAAUUUAGUGUGUGAGGCAGUUGAUCCACAUGUUUAGGAUGAAGCAAACUGUGUUGUGACUGUCAGGUAUAGUGAAAAAAUGUUACAUUCAGAACACACUUAUGCACAUACACACACAUACACAUACACAUCACACAUACAUGUUUUCUUUUGUCAGAAACCUUGUUACUGAUUUGUUGUCUGACAAACAAAAAUUUUACAUUCAGAACACACUUACACACAUGCACAUAAAUGUUUUCUUUUGUCAGAAACCUGGUUACUGAUUUGUUGUCUGACAAAUAAAUAAAUCAUUAUGUAUCAUAUUAAAUUGCAUAGAAUUGUAUUAUUUAGCAUCGCAUCUUGUUGAAUCGCAUCGUGUCGAAUCGUAUCGUGUCGAAUCGCACUGCAUCGCAAUAGGGGUGAAUCGUAUCGUAUCGCAUUAGUAGCUGCUUUUAUGUAUCUUGAAUGUAUCGGAUCGUUGGCAGUGCAUCGAGAUGUGUAUCGCAUCGUCCUCCUGAUGGAGAUGCACA